Molecule: messenger RNA, 237 nt
Organism: Rotaria sp. Silwood2
Lineage: Eukaryota; Metazoa; Rotifera; Eurotatoria; Philodinida; Philodinidae
Source: the annotation of a GenBank genome assembly
UGGAACUACCGUAUUCUACUACAUUGUCUCAUUUUAUUUUCUAUUUUUUAACAUCAACUAUAUAAUAUUUUAUCAUGAAUUGAUUUUAUCGUAUUUGUAAAAUUUCUUAAGUAUGAAGAAAAUAUGACUACAAAUAAAACAAUACCUGUUUGUUUUGGUGGACCAAGACAAACUGUAAUUAUACCAAUAGUCAUUGCUAUGAUUGUAAACAAGAUAAAUGCACAUACUGCUUUAUAA